Molecule: messenger RNA, 1243 nt
Organism: Lactuca sativa (garden lettuce)
Lineage: Eukaryota; Viridiplantae; Streptophyta; Magnoliopsida; Asterales; Asteraceae
Source: RefSeq, a predicted model, not a curated record
CCCAGAAAAAAGGACUAAAAAAAUACACCAUCUUCCCUCCCUCCUCCAAUGUCUUUGAUUUUAUACUAAUCCAUCACACUAGUGGCUACUGCUCUCUUCUGUCACACGCAAUUUCGGGCUUAGUGUGUGUGUGUGUUUCUUGAAAGGUUAAAAACAGAGCCGAUUCUUCUUUUCAAUCCACCGAUUGUUUUGUAUAUCAAAAGGGAAAAGUAGAUAGAGACAUGAGUAAGAUGGAAAGAGAGAGUGAAAUCAAGGUAUCAAAGUUCAAAAGAAUUUGUGUUUUCUGUGGGAGUAGUCAAGGCAAGAAAAGCAGCUACCAAGAUGCUGCUAUUGAGCUUGGGAAAGAACUGAACUAUAAUGGCAUAAUGCUUUCUUUUUCAAGAUUUUGGUUUCACCAUUGAGCAAAAAGAUCAAGGUUUCAAGAAACAUUGAUCUCGUGUAUGGAGGAGGUAGCAUUGGCUUAAUGGGAUUGGUCUCGCAAGCUGUCCACGAUGGUGGUCGUCAUGUUAUUGGGGUUAUUCCCAAGACGCUCAUGCCUCGAGAGUUAACUGGUGAAACAGUAGGGGAAGUGAAAGCAGUGGCAGAUAUGCAUCAAAGGAAAGCAGAAAUGGCGAAGCAUUCUGAUGCUUUUAUUGCUUUACCAGGUGGAUAUGGUACUCUUGAAGAGCUACUUGAAGUGAUUACAUGGGCUCAACUGGGAAUUCAUGAUAAGCCGGUGGGUUUAUUGAAUGUUGAUGGAUACUACAAUUCAUUACUGUUAUUCAUCGAUAAAGCAGUAGAGGAAGGAUUCAUCAGUCCAAGCGCACGUCACAUCAUUGUAUUGGCACCAACAGCUAAGGUUUUGGUUCGAAAACUUGAGGAGUACGUGCCUUGCCAUGAAAGAGUUGCUUCGAAAUUGAGCUGGGAAAUGGAGCAACAGCUUGACUACAGUGACGAUGAUAUUUCUAGGUGAUGAUGAAUGAAUGCAGCAGUUUCUUUUUUUUUUUUUUUUUUUUUUUGAUGAAGAGAUUUGUGGUAGUGAAAAAGGUGCUGACUUUGAAAGGGUUUUUUUGGUCUAAAUUAGAAUGUUGAUGUCAAGGGGAUUGAUCUUCUUUUUUUGUAAAUUAUUAUUGAAGAUGUAAUAUGACUUAAAGAGUAUGUGGGAAACUCUCACAUAUUUCUUUCACCCUUCACAUGCAACUUCAGUUUAUUGUAAAAUACAAUAUUAGAUGCCAAAUGGAAUUGCAAGAUCUCUCAUGUUUCA